This is a messenger RNA of Condylostylus longicornis, 5369 nucleotides long. RefSeq lists its product as uncharacterized. Gene Ontology annotation, molecular function: microtubule binding. Gene Ontology annotation, cellular component: cytoplasmic microtubule; cilium. Gene Ontology annotation, biological process: microtubule cytoskeleton organization. The record is from RefSeq and is a predicted model, not a curated record. The transcript has 12 exons. Lineage: Eukaryota; Metazoa; Arthropoda; Insecta; Diptera; Dolichopodidae. The coding region runs from base 1 to 5364 and encodes 1787 amino acids.
AUGUCGAUAUUUCGACGAAUGUUUAAUCGAAAGGAUAAUACAGCAACACAAACGAUAUCAAAUACAACAGGAGUAAUAACAACAACAGCAACAACAACACAACAAUAUAAUGGUACUAAAAAUGGAAUUAAUGGUAAAAUUAGUACAUCGUUAUCGUCAUCAAUGAGUAGUUCAACUACAUUGGAUAAUAAUAAUAGCAAUAAUUAUCGACAAAUAUUAAAGCAUGACAAUGAAAUAAAAAAUAAUAACGAUAAUACCAAACGUAAUUUAUCCGUCUUACAAUUAACACCACUUUGGGAGCAUAUUAUAAAUACGCGUACUUUACCCGAUAAUAUUAAUUUAAAUAUAAUGUUUAAUGAAUUUUUAGAACGUUUACGUGAUCCUGAAUGGCAAGUAAGACAACAUGCUUUACGUGUACUCGUUGAUGUAUUAUUGGUUAUUGGUAAUAAAGCUGAUUCAUAUUUUAAUUUAUUAUUACCACAAUUAAUUGAAAAUCUUGGACAUUCAGCACCAACUGUACGUAAAGGUGCAUUAGAUUGUUUAAGAGUUUAUUUAAAUGAAACAUCAAUGCCAGAAUCUGUUUUAUUACAAAUACUGGAUAUUGGUUUAAAUCAACGUAUUACAAAUGAACCAUUUGGAGGACGUUUAACAUGUGGUGUUAUGCUAUCCUUACCGUCAUUGGUUCAAGCAACAAUGGGUUCAACAAAACGUAAUUUUAUAUUAAAAACAACAAUUGAUAUGUUAAUUAAUAAAAUGACACAAAUUACACAUCAAGAAAUAACAUUAAAAGUUUUAUUAAAAUUUAAAGAACUUUUGGGUGAAAAUGAAUUUAUACAAUAUAUAACACCAUCUGAAUAUCGUGAAUUUGAAUUACUUUGUAGUGUUUAUGGUAUAACUGGUAGUAAUCAUAUUAAUUAUCAAGUAAAUGGUAAUGAUUUUAAAAAAUCAUGGCAAAUAAUACCAUCAUUCGAUUCAGAUGAUAGAAAUUUUUUAUUAACACAAGAUUUAUUAUGGAAAUCAUCUGAUGAUGAAGAUAAUAAAGGAAUUGAUUUACCAAUACAAAAUGAUACAUCAUCAUUAUUUUCAUUUACUCCAAUACCAUCAUCAGAGAUUUUACAUAAAGAUGAACCAAAAAUUAUAUUAGAAACUGAAAUAAAAAUUAAUAAUGAAUCAGUAACAAUGAGAAUUCUUGAAGCAAAAGAUGAUAGUUUUCUUCAUGAUUGCCCAUAUCAUGAUGAUAAUAAACCACUUGCUAUUUGUGAAACAAGUACUAAUCCAACAAUAAAAGAAGAUUUAACAACUUUGGAUGAAAAAUCAGGAUUAAUGCACAUUUUAACUGAUAGUGAAUUGGAUGAAAUUAAUAAAAAUGUUAAGGAUGCUGACCCAAAUGUUUUAGGUACACCAAAACGUGUUACAUUUGGUGGUGAAAUCGUUAAAAUGAGAACUCCUGAUAGUGAUGGAACAACAAUAGCCAGUGAUAUUGAUGUAAUUGAUUUAAGUCAAAUAAGAAAUGAUAAUAGUUUUAAUGUAACACAAAAUAUGGUUAAUAAAAGUCAAUCUAUACAAGAUGUUCAAAAUUUCGAUACAAAUUCUGUUAAUAGACCGACGGAUGAUGGAAAAUUAAAACCAACUUCACCUAGAUCACCAUUUAAAAGAAUGACAAUAAGUCCAGUUGAUAAAAUAUUAAGUCCGAAAUCUGAACAUAAAGAAAUCGAAGUUUUACAUAAUUUACAACGUGAAUUAUCACCAAAUCGAACAAAAGAUAUUAAACCGAAAAUUAUUGAUAUAACACCGAAUGAAAACGAACAGAUAAGUGAUAUGAAAGAAUGUGAAACAAAAGCUCAAAAUACAAAUGUAAAUUCAUGGGAAGAUCUUGGUUUAGUAGAUAAUCAAACAUUACAAAAUUUACGAUCAGGGGAUUGGCAACGCCGUUCAUAUGCAAUACAAAUGAUAGAAGAAUCACUUAAACCUCCAGAAAAUCUUGUUCUAGUUCAACCAUAUUUAGAAUCAUUAUUGAGAGCUUUAUUAUCGUCGGAGAGGCAUGCAUCUGUUAGUGAAGAUAAAAAACGUGUUCUAAUGAAUUUGAUGUCACGGCUACCAUUAGAUAAUCUAGAAAAGCAAACAGUUCAAAUAUUAACAGGUAUUUGCCGUCAAGGAGGACCUGGAAGUAAUCGUGUAGCAAAACUUCUGAUGCAAAGAUUAUCACCAUCAGCUAUUGUUCUAAAAUUAUUAUCAAAUGAAUUUUUAUAUACGAGAAGUUCCAAGUUUCGUGAAAAUGCUUUACAAAUUGUAAUGUAUGCAUUAAUGACAUUUCCAAGUACAUCAUUUGAUACUUCCACUUGUGUUAUUGGAGCAACUUAUGCUGCUUUAGAUAAUAAAAAACGUGUCCGUCAAGCGGCAUUAGAUAUUUUAGCAAUAUUAGGACAAGUUUCAUCACCAAGAAUUGUAAUGGAAAUUGUACAACGUGUUACCGAUGUACAUAACAAUAGUAUCGAUAAAGGAAAAAUAGAUAAUCGAUUAAAUACUAUUGAUUUUAUGGCAGCAGUUAAAGCGAGACUUUCACGCAAACAAUUACCAAAUAUAACUUCUGAUGAUUGUGUUAUAUAUGCUUUAAGAGUUCCAUCACCCGGUUAUAUAAAUAAUCUUGAAAAUUCUCAAAAAAUGGCAGCUGAUGUUAGAUGGAUUGCAUCUGGAAUUGGUAGUGUUUCACCAACUUCAAUCAAAAAACGUUCACAAAAAGUCUUAAGACAACAACAUUAUCUACCAGAAACAUCUGGAAAUUUUAGGAAUAACAAUGAUCUUAUAUUUAAAAAAAAAGUUUAUGGAAAUUCAGGACCACAUGAAGUGCAAAACUAUGGAAUUGGAAAUGAUUAUAUUAAAAUCGAUGAAAGGAAUCAUCGAUAUAGAGAGAUGACAACUACAGGGAACAAAUAUUCAACUGAUUAUAGAGAUGAAGCAAUCGGAAACAACCCUAGAAGAAAUGUCUUUGUUCAAUCUUUUUCGGAUUCAUCACAAGACGAUAGAAGUUCUGAUAGUACAUUUUAUGCUUAUGAAAGCGGUUUCAAAAAUUCAAUGCAAUCAAGAUUUCCUUCAAUGGAAAAACAAGAUGCAAUUGUUAACACAAUGACUGAUAACUCAUAUGAAUCAACAUAUUCAUCGAAUUUUGGAAAACGAUCUCAAGUACCAAGAAGAUUUGCUAGUUUUGAGAAACUUAAUUCAAGAGGUGCUGGUGAAAAUAUAAAAAAGGCGCAAGAAUAUGCUGUCGAUAAAGCGAUAACACAAUUUGAAAGAAUACCAAAUGUAUUUGAAUAUUGUUAUAAUAAUAUAAAAUGUUGUCAAAAGUUAAAUUGUACAAAGGCUGAAAAAGAUGAUUUAGUAAAUAAUGAUGAUUUAAAAACAAAUAAUAAUGGAACACCCUUAAUACUUCUUGGAAAUUCUGAAGAAAUAAUCAAUAAACCACCUCAACAACCAUUUAUAAUUUCAAAUAAUGUUUACAAAAAUACAGCAGCAAUCGAUGAUUUAAAUACAAAUCAUGAAAAUCACAAUAUAAUUGAAACACAAAAAUCUCCAAAAAAUUCUAUUCAAAAAUUAAAUCCAGCAACUUUAACCCCAACAGCAACAAAAAAAUCACCAUCAAUAAGUACAAUUAGUCACGAAAUACCUAUAGCAGCGGUAUCACAAGAUAAUUUACAAAUUCUUAAUUUUGAAAACGAAGAAUACACCGAAGAAUCCAGUGAACUUUCAUCAGAUGAUAGAUUAAACAGUUCAGGGCAUUCCACCCCAACAAGAAUCCUAACUGAUCGAAUAACUCCUUUAAGCGUAAAAGAAUCACCAUAUAGAAUAACUGAAAAUGUUCAUAAAAAUGAUACAAUGCAACAAAGUGAAAAUAACAAAAGUAAUUCAGCAAAGAGUAAAGUUCAAUCGAGACCUCAGUCAUCAUAUUCAAAUAAAACUUUUAAAUCAGUUGUUGUAGAAGAAAAAAUUAAUAAAGUAGAUUCGAUGGAAUCUAUUAAUAAAAUUGAAAGUGAUAUCGAAAUUGAUAAUACUGAUGGCCCAAAUGGUGAUUUUGAAAUUUUUGAGAACAUUGAAAAUUUCGAUAGAAGUAUUACGCCUUUAAAAGAUUUAAAAUCCGAAGAGAACUCAUUUGAUGCAAAAAGUAUUGGAACAGAAUCACGAACCGAAACUGAACAAUUUUCUAUAGAAACUGUAAUAAUGACGAAUUUAAAAGAAGAUGAUGUUCAUACUCAUACAGUGGUAGAGAUAGAAAUGAAAGAGGUUGAAUUACAAUCCGAAAAUGAUCCCGAAAAGUUUUCAAUGAAUGAUAUUGAAGUAAAAACUGAACCGGCCAGCAUUCCCCCUUUAACUCCAAAAUCUUCAAAAUCUCCUUCUAACAUUAGACCAAAAUCACCAACUUACAGUCAUACAGAAUCAGAGCAAAAAGAUACGGAAAUUGAUAUAAGAAGUAGUACAAGUACUGAAACAAGUUCAGAUUAUCAACAGAGCACAGCAAGUGCUGAUUUUCUUUUAAAUCAUCAACAAAAUUUCUCACCAGUUAAAACAAUGAUGCGAAAAUCUAAAACUACUAUUUUCAGUCGAAAGAAUAGGCGUGUUUCUCCCGUUAAACAUUCUCUAAAACUUACAAGAAUGGAUGUGUACCCGCAAACUCUCAGUAAAUUUGAUAAACCAAAAGAAGCUUUAAGUCUAACAUUUCAUCAAUUAGAAUCACCAAAUUGGGAAAUUGUAAUGGAUGGAUUGGUAGAUAUUGUAAGAUUGAUAAGACAUCAUCCACAUAUUUUAGAGCCGCAUUGUCAUUUAGUUUGUAUGCAUUUAGCAAAAUCAGUUAAAAAUUUGCGUUCUCAAGUAAGCAGAGCGGCAUGUCAAGCUUCCACUGAAUAUUUUACUGUUCGUAAUAAAUUUAUAGAACAGGAAUGUGACGAUUUAGUUGGAAAUCUUUUACAUAGAACUGCAGAUACUAACAGAUUUUUAAGAGCAGAUGCAGGUCGUGCUUUAGAAUCAAUGUGUGAUAAUUUAACACCUCCAAAGGUUUUAAAUCUUUUGACAUUAAGAGGCGUAACACAUCAAAACGCUAUUGUUAAAACUGCAACAGCUAAAUUAUUAAAUCAUUUAGUUGACCGUGUAGGAUGUGAUAAGGUAUAUCAAAUGCCUCGAGAUCAAAAAGAAAAAAUUUUUGUUACUGCCUGUACUUUACUUAUGGAAGGUAGUUUGGAAACACGUGGCUAUGCUAAAACUUUAUUAAAAACAUUAUCAGAUCAUCCUUUAUACAACCGAUCAAUAUUGGAUUAUAUCCCUCCCAGAAUGUAUAGAAAUAUUGAAAAAUCACUAAAAAGUAUCAAACCAUUAUAAACCAU